Saccostrea cuccullata (small rock oyster) is the source of this 966-nucleotide messenger RNA. Its product is annotated as ficolin-1-like. Bases 4 to 966 code for a protein of 320 amino acids. NCBI's taxonomy places the organism in Eukaryota, Metazoa, Mollusca, Bivalvia, Ostreida, Ostreidae. The record is from RefSeq and is a predicted model, not a curated record. The transcript is spliced from 6 exons.
UGCAUGCCAUAUUUGGAAGCUGCUACAGUGACUGGAAACUUUUUAUAUCGAGGAAACGUUUCAUAUUUCGACAAGUCUUUGUUGAUAUCCGAGUUAACGCCGACAAUCACGGAUAUCUCCUUACGCUAUGGUUCUCUAGAAUGCCUAAAGAACCCGGACUGCAAUGCUGUGGAAAUAUGUUCCUCGGUGGAAGGAAGCAUUUUUCGACUUAGCACAAGUAUUUCAAAAUCCUUUCAAACUGGUAGUGAUACCUGCUUUCGCUAUGAAUUGGAGCAUACCUGUGGAAGGGAAUCAUUCUACAACAGAAGUAAUGGCCUUUGCCAGUGUGUUACAGACUGUGACUGUGAAGCUGUCACGCCAUCUACUGGCAAAAUGUGGUCACACAGAAUAAAGUUAGAGGGUCAUGAAUUUUCUGCAAAUUGUUUUAACACAGAUGGUCAUAUCUGGACGAUGAUUCAGAGAAGAGAAGAUGGUUCUGUGAACUUCUUCAGAGGAUGGACGGAAUACAAGACAGGAUUCGGUGACGUCAUCACGGAGUUCUGGAUCGGACUUGACAACAUCCGUCUGUUGGUGCUCAAUGGGUUUACAGUUUUACGUGUGGAAUUGGAAUACGGUACAGAGUCGGUGUAUGCUGAGUACAGUAGUUUCUAUAUAGCAGGGGAGGAGGACAAGUACCGAAUCCAUGUGUCUGGCUACAGCGGAACAGCUGGAGACGGAAUUUCGUGUACAACCGAGUUUUGCAACAAUGAGGCUCAGUUCUCCACAUUUGAUAAUGAUAACGACGCUGAUCAAUUCUUGAAUAAUGCAGAAUUUUGGCGAGGAGCGUGGUGGUAUCACUCUGGACAUAAAUCACACCUCAAUGGGGAAUAUGGCAAUAACAAUCAUGGACAGGGGAUAAACUGGUUCUACUUCAAAGGAUGGACAGUUUCCUUGACUAGAAGUCGAAUGAUGCUUCGAAGAACCUAA